UGCUGGCUAGCGACGCGGACAAGUAUACGGGCAAGAUAUGUCUCAAAGAUCUAGCUAGCUAGCUAUACAUAUUACUGUCCCGUCAAAAUACUAAAUAACUUAGUUAUCGAGUGUAAACUUAGCUAACUUGCUAAACCCUAUUUUACUGUCUGAGCAAUGUCUGUGCCAGACAGUGAAGAGACUUGUCUUACUAGUUAACGUAACUAGCUCAAGCAUAAGCAGACAUCUUGCCACAAUGCUUUUUGAUGAUGGCUUCAACUUCCACAGCUGACAUAAAAGUGUGGCAUGAGGGCGACAGAUGCCUCGCUCCCAGCCUCAGAGAUGGCACCCUACUACGAGAGGGGACAAUCCAGAAACUCUCUUCCACUUCUCAUGUUGAGGACAUGGCACUGGUGAAGUUCACAGAUCAACAUGAUGAAGAUGAAGAAGAGGAGGCAGUCUUUCCAGUCUGUAAACUCCAGAGACCAGACACAAACCAGUCGUCCACCAGUGUAGUGUCUGCCCAGGAGAAGCCUCUAUUCCUCUGCAGCCACACCCCCGGUCCAUCAGAGCCCUUGGUGUUGUCACAGAGUGGUGUGGCAGUCCCAUACACCAUCAACAGGUACCUGAGGUACUACCAGAAGGAAGGGAUCCAGUUCAUCUAUGACAACUAUGCCCAGUCCAGAGGAUGUAUCCUGGGAGAUGACAUGGGUCUGGGCAAGACCAUUCAGGUCAUUGGUUUCCUGGCUGCUGUGCUGGGUAAAACAGGGACAUGGGAAGACAUUGAAAACAACAGGCCUCAGUUUCUUCUUACUCAGAUCCCCACACAGCGAAGCAAACCCCGAAAGGUGUUCUUGAUUGUGGCCCCUCUGUCGGUGCUGUACAACUGGAAAGAGGAACUGGAGACGUGGGGUCACUUUCUGACCGUUGUAGUCCACGGUCUGAGGAAAGAGGAGGAGCUGGCUCGCAUCCGGAGGGGACGCUCUGAGAUCGCCCUCACCACCUACGAGACCCUACGCCUCUAUCUGGAGCAGUUUAACAGCAUUGACUGGUCUGCUGUGAUAGUGGACGAGGCCCACAAGAUCAAGAACCCCAACUCCCAGAUCACUGGGGCAAUGAAGGAUCUGAGGUGUCCGGUCAGAGUGGGCCUCACUGGCACAAUCCUGCAAAACAACCUGGACGAGCUCUGGUGUGUCAUGGACUGGGCCAUCCCUCGUUGCCUUGGCAGCCUGGGUAACUUCAAGAAUAUGUUUUCGGACCCCAUCGAACUGGGGCAGAAGCACAGUGUAACUAAGCGGGCCCUAGCGACGGGCAGGAGGGCGGUCCGGGCCCUGGCUGCGAAGCUCUCCCAUUGGUUUCUCCGGAGGACCAAGGCUCUUAUCAGAGAGCAGCUGCCCAAAAAAGACGACAGGGUGGUGUACUGUUCGCUGACGUCGUUCCAGCAGACUGUGUACCAGGCGGUACUGGACACGGAGGACGUCACCCUGCUCUUGCGCUCCUCAGAGAAGUGUGACUGUCACAGUGGACACUCUCGCAGGAAGUGCUGCUACAAGGUGAAUGCUCGGGGUGUGCGUGUGACAGACCUGUACUUCAGUUACUUGGCCAUUCUCAGGAAGGUGGCCAACCACGUGGCUUUACUGCAAUCUAAGCGGAACACCAGCGAAAAGCAGGAGCAGUAUGUGAAUGAGAUCUGUGAGAAGGUGUUCCAGAAGUUUCCUGACUUCACAGAGAAAUGCAAGCAGGCAGCAUUUGAGGCCAUGUCAGACCCCAUGUACAGCGGAAAGAUGAAGGUUCUCCAGAGGUUGUUGAAACAUUACAUGCAGAGAAAAGACAAAGUGCUAUUAUUCUCCCUCUCCACUAAGCUGCUGGACGUGCUGGAGAGCUACUGCAUGGCAGAUGGGCUGGAGUAUAGCAGAUUGGAUGGCAACACCAAGCCCAGAGAAAGGCUGAAGAUCGUCAAAGAGUUCAACAGCUGCCCUGACAUCAACCUCUGCCUGGUCUCCACCAUGGCAGGGGGUCUGGGCCUGAACUUUGUGGGGGCCAACAUUGUGGUCCUGUUUGAUCCCACCUGGAACCCUGCCAAUGACCUGCAGGCAAUUGACAGGGCGUAUCGUAUAGGCCAGUGCAGGGACGUGACAGUGUUCAGACUCAUCUCUCUGGGAACAGUGGAGGAGGUCAUCUACCUGCGCCAGGUCUACAAACAGCAGUUGCAGUCUUCUGUGAUGGGUAAGGAGAGUGCCCGGCGGUACUUUGAUGCAGUGCAGGGGUCCGACGACCAGAAGGGGGAGCUGUUUGGGAUACAGAACCUCUUCAGACUGCAGACCCAGGGGACCUGCCUCACCAGGAGAAUACUGGAGCGGGAGGGACGCGUGGAGGUAGGAGUAAUGACGUCCAGCACCCACACAGGGGAAGAGGAGGAGAGGAAGAGCGAGAGCGAGGCUGGGGAGGUUUCCGCAAGGGACCACUGUGAACUGGGCAAUGGAGGGGCAAUCGGCAGUGUAGGGGCCUCGAGGGUCCCCAGGGCAACAACCAGAGGGGUACUGGACAUCAGCAGUGGCAGUGAGGAGGAGGGGGAACAGGGGGGCAGGAGUAAAGUGGAGAAGGCGAACACUACCCUUCCUGGCCGACUCAGUCUCCUUCAGCAUGGCUUCUCCAGGUUGCUCCAGAGGUCAGGGGUCAGGGCUGGAUCAGGGUCAGAAUCAGGGGAGCAUAGCCAGAGUGAGGGGGGAAGGAGUGAUUCUGAGGAGGACAGUGAUGAAGACACUUCUGCCAUGGCACCAAAGGGCCUCAGCACUGCAGGGAGUGGGGGCCCCCAGAUCCCUACAUUGGCCCCCAAGGGUGGGAACCACUUGGAUGCAGCUCCUCUGAAGAACGACUGGGACGUCUCCAGUGGCUCUGAGAGAGAGGAAGAAAGGAAUGGAGGGAGAUGGGAUGGACAGAGGGGGCGAGACCAUGAUCCUGUUACACUGUCAGGAGAGAGUGAUGACAUGGGGAGAAAAAUACAAAAUCUGAAACAAGGAAUAAGGAGGAAGAGGAGGGUGGAGGAGGACAGUGAUGAUGAUUCACCCCCCUCCAGUGGAAGCAAACGAUCUAACACUAAAACUCCAGUUUCCAGAAUGCAGCAGGUGGUGUUUGACUCUGAGUCUGAGGACAUAGACAUUGAGGAGCUAAUCAGACUUUGUGCACAAACUCAUGUGCUUAAGAGACCCCCAGCACACCUGAGAAGGAGGGAGAUGGGGAGAGAUGGUGGUAAUAAGAGAGAGACCAGCAACAGACCAGUAGACCAGAGUAGAAGAACCAGACAAGCAGAGGACAUUGAGACUUUUACCUCCUCAGACGAAAACCACACUCCAGUCGAAAGAGUCCGAUCUGUUACAGCCCCACAGAACCACAAUCAUGGCCGAGGCCCACAGACAGACCAACACGGAGCGAGGGCGUUUACAAACCCAAAAGUGAACCAGACUGUCCCUUCUGCCAAAGGACCGCCCCGUGGAACGAUUGACAAUGUGUUAGGUGGUGUACGGGAGGUGGUUUACACUCACUCUAACCAACAUGUGGUGGGCGGGAGCAAGGCCGAGGAGCGAAUCAGCAGAGCCGCUCUCAGAGACGUGUUUGAGCGCAGGAGGUUCUCCCAGCUUCCAGCCAAUGAACUCCGGGACACACAGAAGACCCAGCCUGAACACACUCCACCAUUCCAUACUUCCCAUAAUGAUGUUGGUUGGGUGGGAGCAGUGCACAGACCCAGUGUGGACCACCCAGUCACACACACCAUCAGGAGCGUCCACCACCCCACCCAACACACCACCGUCAUUAUCGGAGAGACCCCCAGAACCAUCCGAAGGCAGCAGCUGGUGGAGAUGGCGUGUGUAUUUGGAUCUGUUUCAUUGAGACAGUUUGCUGAGGAGGUUCUGAGGAGUACCUCUGCCCAGAGACUGGCUCAGCUACGACAGUACUACACUGACCAGGGCCCUGAGGUGGCUUCCAUCAUCAGGGAGAACUUCGCAGAACCACACACAGCCCAGCCCAGAGUUGACAGGACAACCCCUUCCUCCUCCUCUACAACCAAACACAGACCCAACUCCAAAAGGAACCAGAGAGUUGCUCUAGAACCCCAAGCAGAACCUAGAACCCGACAUAGGUCCGUUCCAGAACCCCAGAGGGAUGUUCCCUCUUCUGAGGAGCAGAUGGUCCGGAACGCCAGAGAAGGGAAGAAGAAGAGUGGUAAUAGUGGAAUGUCCAGAGCUGCUCACUGCUCCAGCUCAGACCUGGACAAUAGUAGGAGUAGUCCUCUGGGACCAGGGGCCUCUAGAGCUCAACCCGUUUCCUCCUCUUCAGCUCUCAGCCAUCCCCAGGCUAAGCCCACAGCCAGCCCUCAGAGAGGGAGGAGCAGCCUGCUGUCCUCCCCCAGGAAGAGUGAGGUUGUGGGGAGGCAGCGGUACAGAGCUCAGCCUUCCUCUCCCCCCAGCCAGCAGGUCCUCCUCACAGAGCUGCUAGGAGACACCUCCAUCCUGGACGACCUGCUGCGACCCAGAAGCAAGGCCUCCUCAGAGCCUCAGAGGGGCUUCCCAAAAACCCCUACCUCACGGGCUGUCUUUACACCCACUUCUCACUCUGCCACACCUGCCUCCUGUCACCCUACAACGCCUCCCAAACCGCCCAGCACACCCCACCCUCGGCCCCUGACAAAAUCCGUCCCAGGCCCUUCUUCUACUACUACUCCCCCCUCUCGAUCCAUCACCACACCCCUCACACACCCCAUUACACCACUUUUCUCUCCAGCCCCUGAGAGGUCAAAGAACAGCCACAGAGACUUCUGGGACAUUUUGGAGGAGGGUAACGAGGAGAGGAUCAACAAACUGACGGACCCGUCGGAGGUAGAGAGGGUGUGUGAGAGUGCUAGCGUGAGGGCCAGAGGAGGAACAGGGGGAGGAGGGGAGAAAGGGAACACGUCACUUUGGAAGAGGAACGACAAGUUCCUGUGGAAGAAGUGAUUCUGGGGGAGACAUGACAUGUAUUUUGCGUUUGACUUUUAUUAUUCUUAUGCUUUUUUUAAAACAAAAAAUCGUUUUGGUUACUGUAACCUAUCCUGAAAUUAUAGAUCGAUAAAUACGUGUGUGUGUGUGUGUGUAAGUCAACCGUGUAGACAAACCAUGUGUGUGCGUGCUCAUGUAUGGAAAUGUACAUUGUAAUUCAGAACAUUAAUGCCAUGUGCCAUUGACUUGGGCCAGACAUGGUCUGACUGUGUCAGUGGUGGUAACCCAUGUUUCCUGCUCAACUAAUUAGUGACCACCAGCCUGAGAAUCUCAUGUCUGGCCACCUACAUGGCAGGACCCUUGGUGGUCCUAAUAAAAAUCUCCCCAACCCCCCCCCUUGUUCACUCACACUCUCUCUUUAUCUGUGUUUCUGUCUUCCGCAAGGCUUUGACUAGUUUUCUUAUAUAUUCUUUCUCAAUAG
Oncorhynchus masou masou (cherry salmon) is the source of this 5433-nucleotide messenger RNA. It is a transcript of the gene ercc6l2, whose product is annotated as excision repair cross-complementation group 6-like 2. The record is from RefSeq and is a predicted model, not a curated record. Lineage: Eukaryota; Metazoa; Chordata; Actinopteri; Salmoniformes; Salmonidae. Gene Ontology annotation, molecular function: ATP binding; ATP-dependent chromatin remodeler activity.